AUGCUGUUACUCGUGCGCGCUCACCCAUCGCCCAUGGCGUUUGUUCUGAAUGCUGAUCAUGGAUCCAGUAAUUUCGUGUACACUACCACGGAAGUGAGCUAUAGUGAUGGACCGCCAUCAAUGUACGCCGGAUGUACGAGCUACCUCCCAGAGAAAAGCUCGACAUUCGUUUUCGCCCGAGGAGCAAGGGCGACCCAGGAGAUACAGAUGACCGGCUCCAUGAUCAUGUGGGCACAGCCUAUCACAGUCGAAUUUGUGGCUUCUGAUCUGUCCCGGCUUGGAAUAAAAUAUCAAACUGCUAUAUCCACACCCAACCCCACAGCCACGACCUCGACAACCCAUUCUCCAGUCUCGCAGCAGUCCAUUACGGCAGCAUCCACCUCCACGGAGGCUUCACAGACCUCCCCCCGUGCCCAGGCCUCGGUUCACCCUUCUUCAUCCACCUCUACUGGCUUGUUCUUAUCAACAGCCGCAAAGGCCGGAAUUGGUGUCGGUGCCGGAGUCGGCGCACUCCUCAUUUCGGUCUUUCUCUUCUUAUGGGUCUCACGCCAUCGCAAAGCAAAAGCCAACGUGGCUAACAUGCAUAUUGCACCUGGGAUCGGUCUUCCACACUACUACAACACCGACGAACUGCGAGGAGGAUUUCCCCCGCCGGCCGUCAGUAUGAAGCAAACACGUGGGCCACCGAUGGAAUCGGAUAAUGGGGACUACUCUAAGUACCCCGGCAAGGAUCUACCGGAACUCCAGGGUUGA
Molecule: messenger RNA, 753 nt
Organism: Aspergillus fischeri NRRL 181
Lineage: Eukaryota; Fungi; Ascomycota; Eurotiomycetes; Eurotiales; Aspergillaceae
Exons: 1
Coding region: 1-753 (250 amino acids)
Source: RefSeq, a predicted model, not a curated record